Messenger RNA from Hyalella azteca, 1844 nucleotides. RefSeq lists its product as uncharacterized. The transcript is spliced from 5 exons. The coding region runs from base 208 to 900 and encodes 230 amino acids. Lineage: Eukaryota; Metazoa; Arthropoda; Malacostraca; Amphipoda; Hyalellidae. The record is from RefSeq and is a predicted model, not a curated record.
GUUAAAUACGAACGGAUUGCACUGAUAUCAGGAAGGGAAUGUUUUGCAUUAUUGGAUUUAAAGUUGUGGAGUCUGGUCGAUUUGUUCCGCUAGUCAUUCAUCACAUCUACUAAGUUUUUUGAUGUUUCGAGCACUGAAUUUAGAAUGUUAACGUAAUUAUUGUUUUAUUACGACACUGAUUGUUACUGUCUUUUGUUCAUUGCGAAUAUGCCUCCGAAAGGCGUCGGUAAGGCCGUGAGCAAGCGGUGUCCUCAAUGCAAGAAGCAGAUUCCUGUUGCUACUCGUCUCUGUGCUUGUGGCCAUCAGUUUUUUGAAGAGCGUCGCCGUUCUUGCACAGCCCUCACACCUCCUCAAGAUUCAGGUGGUGAUAUAGACGAGAUCAGUGCCACAGCCAGUGUCAGCAGUGAUACAGGAUUCCCCAGAACUGCUUCACCAUUGUUCACAUCACCACCUGGCAUGCUGGGGGCGGGGUCAAAGGGGCAUGUGAACACGUCUGUCACCCUGGCAGGAGGCAGCACGACUCCCGAGGGUGGCAAGAGGAGAAGUGAGAGGGUCAAGAGGGAGAAGCCUAACUUCUAUGACGCCCUCGAGUAUGACAAUCAGAUGAGGAAAGCGCGGAGGGAGCGACAGAAAGAAGAACCUCAGCCGCAUCCAAGCACGUCCGGCCGAGCCAAGAGGGAGCGCAGACCAAAGAAUAGUUCUCCGGACGAAGAAGAAGAUGACGAUCACGUACAGAAGGAGAAGAAGCGAAGGAAAAAGAAAAAGAAACCAAAGAAGGAAGAAGAGGAGGAAGAUGAAGACAUCAUGGCUGGGAUCUCUCCUUACAGAGAACGGAGUUUUGCUUACGUGCUCUCUGAUAUUAAUCAUAAACUAGGACUGAACAAUCCCGUUUUUACUUGAAGAUAACUUAUUCUUAAGUUUUAGUAUUUAUUCCGUGCGAUUGUUUCUAUAAUUAUUGGUUGAGAUAAGUUUGGAAUCAACAAGGCCUGAUGAAUGAAUGCGACUACUAGACAAGAACGUUAAGUGUCUACGUGGUCUGUGCAAUAUUAUUCAUGCGGUGCACGUAACGUUUCAUGCGCGAUCAUAAUUAAGUAACAAAUCUAUCAUUUUGUGUGGAGAUGACGGGAUACUGAUCCGUUUAUAAGCACCUCAUUCAGAACGUGACAUCUUGCUUGAUUCAUGAGAAAGUUAUCAGGCGUGAAAUGGUAUGACAUUCGGGGUCCAAUAUGGAUUUUGUUCGACGCCAAGGGGAUAUAAAUGGACAUUUUUAAUAGAAUAUUUCAUUUCCCUUCGUGGAAUUAAUAAUGCAGAUCGUACUUAACAAGUCAAUAAUAGGUUAAUUGUGACAGUUCUCGAAUAAUUAUUUAUUGAAGAUUAGACAGUACUUUCAAGAGACCCUGGAAAACUCAGUUUCUCUCGGUUAUAGUUAGAAAUGCAGCGUAUGAUCUGGUAAUACUAACUUAUAUCUGGUAACUGACUAAUAAAUAUUACAACUAUGGCAAAAUGGGAGAAAUGAAUUUACUCAUCAACAUGAUGCCCCAAGUCAACAGAUAUAAUCUGGAAUGACUAAUGAAUGAAGAUCUACAAAGCACGUCGUGCAGAGGGCUGCACUUACGCGACUUGUCAAUACGUUCUUUUACUAACUGAAUCUGGUAGAAUUGGCGAACACCUACCCGUGGACUGAUUGACGAAGGAUAACGGUUAGAUGUUCCGAGUUUGUACAGCUGUAAUCUUCGGUAUAAUAAUUCCGAAUUAUAGCAAGAUAAUAUGUACAUAUAACUAACUUAAUUUUCUAGGUUCGAUUAGUGUAAAUUUGUCUCUAGGAGUACAUGAUUUUAGUUCCC